AUGGAGAGGUUUACCGAUGCAGAAUUGGAUUUUCCCUGUAACAGCUGUGGUGUUAUGAUUGGCGAUCAUCUCAACACCGAUACCCAUUGCAAAGGAGAGAUAAUUCGAGUCGCUUCGCCCUCCCAUCCCGCCUGGGCAAACUUUACGUUCUCCACGCCAACCCCAUCGCCCAGUCCCCCUCUUAUGAUCUUCGAGGGUUUGAGGGCUUUUCCUUUUCGGUAUCCAAUCGCUUCUCCCAGCCCGCCACCUCCGGAGUCUCAAGCUAGAGAAGGCGUUCAGACCACCAGUACUAGAACUAUAUCGGAAUCUAGCAUCCCCACGGUAUUCGUGCCGCGACGUGGGAAUGACACGCCUGAUUUACUCUUCCAACCUGGUAGCCCGCCCAAGGCGUCACCAGUCCCUCGUCGAUUUAUCAACCAAGACGACCCCACGCAAUUUCUCAUCUACACUGAUGGGGCCUGUUUGGGCAACGGCCAAGCCAACCCCAAAGCUGGCUGCUCAGUUGUCUUCCGACCGCCGACUCGAUCACGCCAGUUCUAUGGCCGCUUGAGUUUUGCCCUCGAGCAUCAAGGCCCCUCAGGCGAGACGCACCCACAAACAAGUAACCGUGCAGAGCUGCGGGCCGUCAUUGCUGCUCUCCGGUUCCGACGGUGGACUGGGGAGGGAUUCCAUAGCCUAGUCAUUGCUACCGACUCGACUUAUGUGGUCGACGGUAGCACAAACUGGGUAUAUGCAUGGAUGCAGAACGACUGGAACACAAGGGCAGGAACGCCGGUGAAAAACCAGGACCUUUGGCAGUGUCUUUUUGGCGAGAUUGAAAAGGCACAUAGGGCGGGGUUGAAGAUUCAAUUCUGGCAUGUCUCGAGAGAGUUGAACGAGAUAGCGGAUAUGUAUGCCAAAGAAGGGGCCGAAUUGAACCGACCGGAUAGUUUUACGGAUUUGGUGUGCCCUCAGAAUUGGCCUUGA
Penicillium antarcticum is the source of this 966-nucleotide messenger RNA. RefSeq lists its product as uncharacterized. The transcript has a single exon. Bases 1 to 966 code for a protein of 321 amino acids. Gene Ontology annotation, molecular function: RNA-DNA hybrid ribonuclease activity; nucleic acid binding. Gene Ontology annotation, biological process: DNA replication, removal of RNA primer. The record is from RefSeq and is a predicted model, not a curated record. NCBI's taxonomy places the organism in Eukaryota, Fungi, Ascomycota, Eurotiomycetes, Eurotiales, Aspergillaceae.